Messenger RNA from Talaromyces marneffei, 2241 nucleotides. RefSeq lists its product as uncharacterized. Lineage: Eukaryota; Fungi; Ascomycota; Eurotiomycetes; Eurotiales; Trichocomaceae. Bases 1 to 2241 code for a protein of 746 amino acids. Gene Ontology annotation, cellular component: mitochondrial degradosome. The record is from RefSeq and is a predicted model, not a curated record. Gene Ontology annotation, biological process: mitochondrial RNA 3'-end processing; RNA catabolic process. The transcript has 3 exons. Gene Ontology annotation, molecular function: hydrolase activity, acting on acid anhydrides; ATP binding; RNA helicase activity.
AUGAAGCAGCCAUGGACACUCAGAGCAGGCGAAUCCCUCUUCUGUUCAUUUCGCCCUAAUUUUACUCCAGCGACCACGUUUACGAGACCAUUCACCUCGACUCCAUUGCUGGAAAGAGCUAACCCCAAGUCAAAGCCCACAACUCGGAAACAUAGCGGUCGCUUCGCAGAUGGCUUUCGGGCAGCAAUAAAUGUCCAAUUCGACGAAGCGGUUGAAACCGCGUUGAAAGAGUACAAAAAUGGCCUCCCCCCUUCCGAUCCGUUGCUUGAAAAAUGGGACUCGUUCUAUCGUCGAAUCACUCAGGCCGCGCAGCUCAAACGAAUAGGUCUCCCACAGAUGUCUAACAUCGGCACUUUGGUGGACUUAAGGGCGCAACUUUUCGACGGGUUCAGAAGAGCCAAAAGCCGAGGCAUAAGGGAGGAGCUAGAGCGGGUACACAGCGAUCUUCUCAACCAUGAAACGUAUGGCAAUCCCCACGCUGCAGAGCAGCAAAAGGUGACGGAUCUCCGAUAUCCAGCCGAGUGGUAUCCAUUUGCUCGCUCGAGACAACGGACUAUUCAUCUGCAUGUCGGUCCCACAAACUCCGGAAAGACAUACAGAGCAUUAAAGAGGCUCGAAGAAGCGAAGCUCGGGUUUUAUGCGGGUCCGCUGAGACUACUCGCUCAGGAAGUCUACUCUCGAUUCAAUACUCAGGGAAUAUCAUGUAGUUUAGUCACAGGCGAUGAAGUCCGCACGCCAGACACUCCACCACGCAUCAUCAGUAACACCGUGGAAAUGGUGAGUAUUUACAGGGACUACGACGUUGGGGUCAUUGAUGAAAUUCAAAUGAUUGCUGAUCCGGAUCGCGGCUGGGCUUGGACAAGAGCCUUUCUGGGAUCACGGGCAAAGGAGCUCCACCUUUGUGGUGAAGAGCGAGCCGUGCCAUUGAUCAAAGAAUUGGCCACGUUGAUGGGCGAUAAUCUGGAAAUUCACCACUAUCAGAGACUCAAUCCGUUACGUGCCGAGACUAAGAGUUUGAAUGGUGAUCUUCGCAAACUUCGAAAGGGGGAUGCUAUAGUCACGUUUUCGAGGAUAAAUAUCCAUGCUCUGAAGAAUGCGAUCGAGAAGACGACUGGAAAGCGGGCUGCUAUCGUCUACGGUGGUCUGCCAGCAGAGAUUCGAACACAGCAAGCCAAUCUGUUCAACGACCCCGAUAAUGAUUAUGAUUACCUUGUGGCCAGCGACGCCAUUGGUAUGGGGCUCAACCUAAAAUGCAAACGAGUCAUCUUCCAAACUUUGGUCAAAGGCGGGAAAGGCGGUCUUUCGAGAAUCAGCAUUCCAGAAAUAAAGCAAAUCGGAGGGCGUGCGGGUCGUUACCGUGCCGCCAACGAAACAGGGAAACGAGGCGACUCGGAAGAGGAAAACGUGGGUUUAGUAACAUCGCUUGAGGAUGUUGAUUUGCCCUUCAUCCAGCAGGCGCUGGAGUUUGAUCCUCCUCCUUUGAAAGCGGCAGGUAUUAUAUCCACGGAUGCAAUGUUAUAUCGCGUUGCAAGCUACUUUCCACCCGACGUUUCGCUCAAGUUUCUGAUCAAUCGAGUUUGUUCGAUCAGCAAAGUUCACCCGCUCUUCUUCAUGUGCAAUGCCCGCAAUCAGUUGGAAGCCGCGAGCUUCCUCGACCGUUGCGAUCGCAUUAGUAUUGAGGAUCAGCUCGUAUUUAUAGCGUCACCUCUGAGCGUCCGUGACCAGGCAUUAAUGACAUGCGCUAGAGGCUACAUUCGAUGCGUCGCCAAUAAUUCUAGUGGUCGUUUACUCGACAUUCCAGAACUGAAUCUGGAAAUCCUCGAAGUGCCUGUCUCUGGUCAAAAGGAUUAUCUCAACGAACUCGAGAGCUUACACAAGGCACUAAUUCUAUAUCUAUGGCUCAGCUAUCGUAUGGGGGGAAUAUUCACAGACCGGACCCUCGCCUCUCAUGUCAAGGAGAUGGUGGAAGAGCGCAUGAUGCGAGCCCUGACUGAGUUUUCGGCCAAUGCUCGUCUUCGCAAAGAUGCUUCACGGCGUCGACAAAUUCUGAUGGAGAAACAGAGUCGGAGUAAUGAGCAGUUGUUAGCCAAUACCGAGCUCAGCAAUGAGGCCAACUUGUCGGUUGGUGGUGAAGCAGACUCUUUCGACGUGCCUAUGGAAGAAGAUGCUUCUGCAGCACCUGUUGGAGACACGCUGGGAGAAGCGCAGUCACAAAACAAGACUGCCACAGCUUAUAAUUGA